GUAUAAGGCCGAGAAGAAAAAGCAGAGUUAAGAAAGGCCAAUACCCCUCAGCCCAAGCCGCUGCAAAGGGGGGGGGGGGGGGGGGGGGAUGCCACGGAGAAGCCUGGACAAUGAGCUUGAUCCUGUUUGGAACGAAGGAUUUGAAAUCAAGGUCCAAGAUCCUCGUACCCAGAGUCUAACGGUCCGCGUUCUCGAUAAAGAAGUCGGCACACCAGAUGAGCUCAUUGGCGAGGCUCGGCUGCAGCUAGUCGGGUUGUUGGACAACCCAGGAAACCCGGAGGACAUAUGGCUCACUCUCUACAAAAAUUGCGAGAAUCCCAGAGAAGGAAAACCCAGAGGAAAGGUUCAUCUUGAGGUGGUAUACAGACCGUACGGUCCAGACGGAUCCCCGAUUGUGCCGCCGCUGAUUGCGCAGUCCGUCAGUUAUCAUGACAUGAACAAGCCAACGGAGCUCGAGCAAAUGCUCGGCAAUGUUUCGCCGGAUGAAAUGGCGGAUGCGUCAACGGUCUCCGAAAGACGGAUGUUUAUCAGAGGGGUACUCAUGGUAAAAGUAAUAAAAGCGAUAAAUCUCGAGGCAGCGGAUAUCGCAACAAGUACAAGUGACCCCUAUGUGCAAUUAUGGAUGAAGAAUAAAAGCGAGUCGAAGCAGCGAACGCAGGUGAUAUAUAAAGAGCUGAACCCGGUAUGGGAUGAAGAGUUUGAAUUCUUGGUCGAGAAUCCGAAUGAUGACAUGUUGAUGAUGGAGGUGUACGAUCACGACAUGUUUGGGCGAAGGGAUUUCCUCGGCAAGCUGUCGCUCACUCUCACCAGAGUAAUGUACCAUGGACAGUACAGCGGGGAAUUUCAGCUCGUCGGCGCAAAGCAAGGUAGCCUUGUGCUGGAGAUGCAAUGGAACCCGGUCCCCGUUUGAAACCGGGACUUCAAACCACCAGUACACGGCCCCAGCCUUGCAGAAUGUUUUUGACGCCACAAGCAAAACUCGGUGCGGCCGCCCGCCGUGGGGCGCCGUUGAAAAAAAAUAAAUAAAUGGGCGGCUUCUGAAGUGGUGCGCGUUUCAUGCUGAAUCACCCGCAGGUCAAUCUGUGGUGUACUGAUGCUUUAGGGUAUCCAAAAGAGAGAUCCCAAUCUCAGGUCCCAAUCGAUCUAGGGUCCCAAUCUAAGGUCUCAAUCCCUGGUCGCGAUCUAGGUCCAGAUCCCUGGUCCCAAUCGAUCUAGGGUCCCAAUNAGGUCCCAAUCGAUCUAGGGUCCCAAUCUAAGGUCUCAAUCCCUGGUCGCGAUCUAGGUCCAGAUCCCUGGUCCCAAUCGAUCUAGGGUCCCAAUCUAAGGUCCCAAUCUAGGGUCCCAAUCUAAGGUCCCAAUCUAAGGUCCCAAUCGAUCUAGGGUCCCAAUCUAAGGUCUCAAUCUAGGGUCCAGAUCCCUCCCCUGUAUAGGUCCCUAAUCCAUACCACCUACCGAUCUAUAUACGGUCUCAACGCUCUCGCUGUCUUGACCUUAUCCUCAUCAUCUCCCUUUCCCCCUCCCUCCUUCCCCUCCCCACUUCCUUCCUCCCACCUACCCCCUUCCCCCUCCCCCCUCUCCCCAAAUAAACGCAAGGUCCUUAUUCAAGCAAGAUGCUGUUUGAAGGUUGUGAUCUAUGAUUCCCAGUCUGAAGCCCCGAACUAAGAACCCAAUCUGAGAUCCCGAUCUCAGGUCCCAAUCCAAGCCCCAAAUCGUUUAGAUCGUCCAAUCCAAGGUCUCAUUCUUUGGUCCCAAUGAUUCAAAGUCCCAAGGAUUCCAAGGUCCCAAUCUAUCGAUCCCAGUCUGAAAGCCCGAUGUAGGAUCUGGAUCCCAAUCGUGUGAUGCAUUACAUACUGUGAGAGCCCGAUCUAAGAAUCCGAUUAAAAAAAAAAAAAAAGAGAGAAAAAAAAAAGCGGGAAGGGUUCCCGAGCUAAGGUCCCAAUCUUCAGUCCUCUGCUCCAGUGUCCCAUUCUAAGGCCCCAUUUUAAGGUCCCGGUCUAUCGUUCCCAAGUCGGAAGGAUCAAGAUGUAAGUUUCGCAUUGAAGGUCCCUCAGAUAAAACCAAAGCCUCAGUAUUUAGAUCCUGGUGGAAAAAAAAAUGAUCCUGUUCGAUGGUCGUUAUUCAUUCGUUCCGCGUCUGAAGCCCCGAUCACCGAUCCCCGAUCCAGCAUCUCAAUUUCGAGGUCUCAGUGGUAGGAUUCCAAUCGGCCGUCUGAGAUCCCCAUCCUCCAAGCUAAGGUCCUGCCUGACCUAUCAUCAUUGCAGCCCGUAGCCCAGAUCUCAGAUCCCAAUCUAAGGGUCCCAAUCCAAGGUCCCGAUUCCAAGGUCGGGGUCCCAGGUCCCAUCCUCCCAAGAUCCUGAUCUAUCAUUUCAGUCCCACGCCUGAUUUGGGAUUCCGAAUCCAAGUUCUC
This is a messenger RNA of Chara braunii, 2407 nucleotides long. The record is from the annotation of a GenBank genome assembly. NCBI's taxonomy places the organism in Eukaryota, Viridiplantae, Streptophyta, Charophyceae, Charales, Characeae.